Zasmidium cellare ATCC 36951 is the source of this 963-nucleotide messenger RNA. RefSeq lists its product as uncharacterized. The transcript is spliced from 2 exons. Gene Ontology annotation, molecular function: 4-hydroxy-tetrahydrodipicolinate synthase activity. The record is from RefSeq and is a predicted model, not a curated record. NCBI's taxonomy places the organism in Eukaryota, Fungi, Ascomycota, Dothideomycetes, Mycosphaerellales, Mycosphaerellaceae. The coding region runs from base 1 to 963 and encodes 320 amino acids.
AUGACCACGAACGGAACAGCUUCGACCUCAUCCAAAGUCCCACCAGCAGGGAUCUGGGCACCUGCUGUGACGUUCUUCGACCACGACAAAGAUGAACUGGACCUCGUCUCACAAGCCAAGUACUACAAGUACCUCUCGCAGCAUCUGACCGGACUGGUCAUUCUCGGUACGAAUGCAGAGACAUUCAUGCUCACGAGAGAUGAACGAGCUCAACUUCUCAAGACGGCGAGGGAGGCUGUUGGGCCGGAUUAUCCUAUCAUGGCUGGCGUAGGAGGCCACAGCACCCGCCAAGUGCUCGAAUUCAUCCAAGACGCCGUCGCCGCCAAAGCAGACUACGUCCUCGUGCUCCCCUGCGCCUACUUCGGCAAACAAACCACCGCGAGCGUCAUCACCAACUUCUACGACGAAGUCGCGCAGAAAAGCCCCCUCCCCAUCGUCAUCUACAACUUCCCGGGCGUCUGCAACGGCAUCGACAUCGACUCGGACGUCAUGACGAACCUCGCGAACCGCCACAAGAACAUCGUCGGCACGAAACUCACCUGCGCGUCCGUGGGCAAGAUCACCCGUCUAGCAGCCACUUUCCCCUCGACGGAAUUCGCCACGUACGGCGGACAAUCCGACUUCCUGAUCGGAGGCCUCGCCGUCGGAUCCGCAGGCUGCAUCGCGGCCUUCGCCAAUAUCUUUCCCAAAACCAUCUCCAGAAUCUACAGCCUGUACAAGUCGGGCCAAGUGGACGAGGCGAUGAAGUUGCAUCGGAUUGCCGCGAACGCGGAGAGUUUCAGCAAGGCGGGCAUUGCGAAUACCAAGUUUGCGGCGAGUGUUACCAGUGCAAGGUAUGCGGGGAUUGAGGAUGCGGAGAGGAAGUUGUUGCCCAGACGGCCGUAUGAGGGACCGAGUGAGAAGGUGAAGGGGGAGAUUCGGGGCAAGAUGGCGGAGAUGAUUGGGAUUGAGGAGGCGCUUUAG